AUGAUUUACACGCUGUUUCUACCCUGUUACCUUUCUCCAAACUCUCCAUAUUUUUUCCAUACAUUCACAUUAUUCGUGUCUUUGUUAUCUAUCUAUCUAUCUAUCUAUCUAUCUAUCUAUCUAUCUAUCUAUCUAUUCUAUUUUUAUCUAUCUAUGUUUCUAUCUAAUUGUAUUCAUAUCUAUGAAUUUAUCUACUUAAUUGUAUUCAUAUCUAUGAAUCUAUCUAUCCUAUUGUAUUCAUAUCUAUCUAUCUAUCUAUCUAUCUAUCUAUCUAUCUAUCUAUCUAUUCUAUUCAUAUCUAUCUAUCUAUCUAUCCUAUUCUAUUCAUAUCUAUCUAUCUAUCUAUCUAUAUAUAUAUAUAUAUAUAUAUAUAUAUAUAUAUAUAUAUAUAUAUAUAUAUAUAUAUUUUUUACCCGGUUCUUUUUCCUUCUUAUAGUUACUGAUAAUUUUGCCACUUCCGGUUAA
Messenger RNA from Acanthosepion pharaonis, 465 nucleotides. Lineage: Eukaryota; Metazoa; Mollusca; Cephalopoda; Sepiida; Sepiidae. The record is from the annotation of a GenBank genome assembly.